Messenger RNA from Cyprinodon tularosa, 1107 nucleotides. RefSeq names its product brain and acute leukemia cytoplasmic protein. The transcript has 3 exons. The coding region runs from base 219 to 611 and encodes 130 amino acids. Gene Ontology annotation, cellular component: cytoplasm. Lineage: Eukaryota; Metazoa; Chordata; Actinopteri; Cyprinodontiformes; Cyprinodontidae. The record is from RefSeq and is a predicted model, not a curated record.
CUGUGUGUGUUGGUGCUGGUCAGCUGCCUGUGGAGAGAGACAUCAACCAGCAGCUGAUGAUGAGGAGGAUGAUGGAAACACAAACAGGAACUGAACCAAUGUGAAGGAUGCUGCCGCUUCUGUGACACAAACCAAGCAGCGUUUUUUUUUGUUUUUUUGUUUUUAUUUUAUCUUUAUUUCUCAUUUAUCCUUGUCAGCGCCAGCUUCACCUGCCGUGGAUGAUUUUCUCGAUGGGUUGUGGGGGGAGUCGGGCGGACGCGAUCAUCGAGCCGAGGUACCAUGAGAGCUGGACCAGAGAAACGGAGUCAACCUGGCUCACUAACACGGACGUAGAAACCCCUGUUUCUGUGGCAAACAGUAAAGCUGUAGAUUCCAGCCUGAAGGAGAAGAGAAUGGUGACCACAGGAACCCAAUGUGGGAAGCAGGCCAUCACUACCAAUGGCUCCAACCACCAGAGGAGACCAAGGCGCUCAUUGACUGAUGUACAGUGCUUUGAAAAACAAAUUACUCGUGACUCCAAAAGGAGAGCAUCGAAGGAGGCCAGCGCCCUGUCCAAGGAAAGCCAGCCUGAUGGAGAUCCUGAGCCGGAGAGCGCCUGCGAUGAAAGAUGAAAGAAAAGCUACAACACUGUGAAGAGGCUAAAUGGCUGGGCUGCAAAAAAUAAAAAAAAAACUUGCAAAAGUGUCCAGAUGAUCUUUGCUUGUGGCUUUGCGCAGCUCUGGACCCUGAAGGUGGCGACUCCCCUAACAGGGCGCCUGCUUAUGUUUCCACCCAAAGACCUCAAAAUGCUGCAUUAUUGUUGCAUGUGUGAGGAAGAGAGUGGGAACCAAACGCCAUGUUUUUCCUCCAUACUCGUUAGUACCAGUCAGGGAAUGUGUCACUGUGUUAAGAGAGAUUUAAGUUAAAAAAAAUAUAUAUAUCUUUACACAAUUGAGAGAUUGCCCCAUAUGCACACGAUAAUCUCAAUCUGCACAUCAAAUGUGCAUGUGUCGGGGCUUCCUGAAGAAUUUGCUUUAGUUCUUUGUGCAAAUAUACUCAUUUUUUGUUGUUAGAGUGUGUUGUUUGAGAUCAGUCAGUAAAGUGAGUGAUUUUUAUAAAAAAAAAAAA